Olea europaea var. sylvestris is the source of this 1621-nucleotide messenger RNA. RefSeq names its product activator of 90 kDa heat shock protein ATPase homolog. Gene Ontology annotation, biological process: protein folding; positive regulation of ATP-dependent activity. NCBI's taxonomy places the organism in Eukaryota, Viridiplantae, Streptophyta, Magnoliopsida, Lamiales, Oleaceae. The record is from RefSeq and is a predicted model, not a curated record. Gene Ontology annotation, molecular function: protein-folding chaperone binding; ATPase activator activity. Gene Ontology annotation, cellular component: cytosol. The coding region runs from base 153 to 1244 and encodes 363 amino acids. The transcript has 3 exons.
AGUCAACUCAAGACUGUAGACCUCUUUUUCCAAAAUCAAAUUUCAGUUUUUCUCCAGAGAUCCUUUUAGAAUCCUACCCUCACAAACCCUACCCAAAAAUUCUGCUUUCCUUCUAGCUCUAAACGCGCCGCCUUUAUAGAAACACUUCAACAAUGGCACGGAUGGGCGACGGCGACAAACGGUGGAUCGUUGAAGACCGCCCUGACGGUACCAACGUCCACAACUGGCACUGGGCCGAGACUGAUUGUCUCGAUUGGUCUCGAAAUUACCUUUCAAACCUCCUAUCUGACAAGCCCAUUCUCUCCGGCGAUGGCAACCUCUUCCUUCGCACCAAAGCCCUCCAAAAGCUCGAUGGUGAGGCCUACCUCAAUGUCCGAAAGGGUAAAAUCAUCCCUGGCUAUGAGCUCAAUUUAAUACUCACCUACGAGGCCGAGGCGAGGGAUUCGGAUGGCACUUCCAUCAUUUUAUCCACCGAGGGUUCUGUAGAAAUUCCCUAUAUAUCGGAUGAGAACGCGGGGGAAGACCCUGAGAUAAAGAUAACGAUUAAGGAUGAUAGCCCUAUCGGAAGGAGACUGAAAGACGCGUUUAUUGCAAAGGGGAAGCCUUUUGUGUUGGAGAAAGUUCAAGAAUAUGUGGAUGUCAUGGCGAAAGGCGGGCCUGCUAAGGAUGAAUUGGAGGUUAAGAAAGCUGGGGCAAAGAAACCAUCCUCUGCUGCUGCUGCGGCGACUGCAACUGCAGCUGCGAGUAAUGUGGUGGGUAAUUCUGGGAAUAGUAAAGAUGUGAGUGUGAAGGAGAGCAAGAAGAAAGAGGAAAAGAGGAAGGAGGGUUUUAAGACGAUAAAAAUGAGUGAAAAGUUCAGUUGUAGAGCGAGGGAUUUAUAUGAGAUUUUGAUGGAUGAGAACCGGUGGAAGGGUUUCACCCAGAGCAAUGCGCGGAUAAGUAAGCAGGUGGGAGGCGAGUUCAGUAUUUUUGAUGGGUCAGUGACAGGAACCAAUGUGGAGCUGCAAGAGGGCAAGUUGAUUGUUCAGAACUGGCGUUUUGGGAGCUGGCCAGAUGGCAUUGUGUCCAAGGUGCGCCUUACUUUUGAGGAGCCUGAAUCUGGAGUCACAACCGUCAAGCUCAUACACACUGAUGUACCGGAAGAAGACAGAUAUGGAAAUUCGACUGUGGUUGAAAACACUGAGAGGGGAUGGCGAGAUCUUAUUUUCCACAGAAUACGGGCAGUGUUUGGUUUUGGAAUUUGAAUCUUUCAGUUCUAUUGUUGCUCGAGCGUAGAAUUUUGCAAGUUCAUGUUUCAGUUGACUGUGCUUUGGAUGAUUUAAUUCGACAAGUUUGAUGUAGUCUCUCUAUGACUGAAUUUUGCUUUUCGGUUGAAUUUAUCUAUCUCCAAUGGUUAAAACCAAAGACAGGUCCGGGACAUGAUAACUCUUCAUUGCAAACGUUGUGUAGUUCUGUUGUUACCAAUUACAGUAUGUGAAUGUGCAAUAAGGUUUGAUGAAGUCCUUGUUGAUUUCAAAUGGUGGCAAGUUGAUACAUGUGUUUUCUUGGGUUUAGUUGCUUAAAGUUGGCUCAUUUUGUUUGUUUCGGGAAUUGGCUUUACUGAAUGUUAUCAGUAUUUACU